This is a messenger RNA of Phytophthora nicotianae INRA-310, 1842 nucleotides long. RefSeq lists its product as hypothetical. The transcript has a single exon. The coding region runs from base 52 to 1464 and encodes 470 amino acids. Lineage: Eukaryota; Oomycota; Peronosporomycetes; Peronosporales; Peronosporaceae. The record is from RefSeq and is a predicted model, not a curated record.
ACGGUAUGUCAAAAUAAUACUUACUAAGUAAAUACCGAUAGAAAAGCGGCAAUGGCGAAGGUGGUAGACUUGCUCCUUGCGACUACGCUUGAGAAUCUGCGCGAUAAGCUGCUGACCGCCUCUACUGACGUCCACACCUCCCCAAGAGAUCUGCAAGAUGUAUGGAAACUAGCAGACGCCCUACCAGCCAUCGAUGAUCUGGAGCUGCAGACGCUGCAUGGUGACCUCACUCGCGUUGUCAAAGCACUCAGUCGCGUGAUUAUUAAAUAUGCUACAGUUAUCGCAGCGGACAUGGAGGAUGUGGCAAAACUCGUGGUAUCAGAUGACCAUCUGCUGCCAAUUCUGCGUGUCCUGAGCGCAUUUGUGAACCGUUUGAGACGUCAAGAGCUGCUGGACGACAAGGAGCUGCUCCGGUGGCUGCCGUUCGUGCUUACAGCUUGUAUCUUCGUGACUGGAGCAGAACUACCGGGUUCUGAUCUGAUGCAAAGUGUCGUAGUUGCUGAGGAGACUCUGGACGCGGCUGUGGAUCUCGUAAACGCUAAAAAUCGAGAGAGUCUGGUGGCAAAAUACGUUGCGCAGAUCGUGGCACUAUGCUCGCAAGACGUGGACAAGGAGCAGUGGGUGGCGGUGUCUUCCGUAAACAAAAAGAUCAUGUUGCAGGUAGUGGAACAAGUGCCGUUCCCGCAUCUAGGUGGGGAUCUGCUAGGACGUCUGCUGGCGCUCACGUUUCCUCUAGUUGACGACCUGACCGAUGCCACUCAGAUAAUUGGCGCACGUAUGUUGCGGCACAUUGUGAAGAAUGUCACGUCGACGGAGUUGCGCUGGUACUCGGAUGUCCUACUGGAGGUUCUGCACACAGCCAUUGUCACUCGCAAGCCCGAUACGCUAAACGUGCUGCUUGAUUGUCUUGUGGAAGCGCUAGAUAAGGUGUCACCUCCCGGUGAGCUCAAGCAUUACGAUCGAUUUAUGCCGCGUCUGCUCAGCGACACGAGUUUGUGUAGUGAUGUUGCUGUUCGAGUAGUUUUUGUCCGACAUCUGCGCAUUGUUGUGGUUCGGCAAGGCGCUCCGUACAGCAUGAAUGUCAUUCGCUACUUGCAGCCACUGCUGAAGGUGCUGAUCGCGGGAUUUGAGAGCGUCAAUGUUGCACUUUUGGUGGCGACGCUAGAAACGUUGCAAGCUACUGUGCUGGCUGCAUGGCCCCGCAUUGCGCCGCACACCGAGGAGGUUCUGGUUGGUGUGCUUCGUGCUGUAGCUUUCUGCGAAUUGUUCGAUGAAGGCGCAGAAUUUACACCGUCACCAGAUGAAAAGGAGCAGAUUCUCGCUCUGUGCGAAGACGUUUUGGACCUGUUGCACCAAGUUAAUGCUGAUAACUCUGAAGUCGUCGAUAUGCUGGCUACGUUGGCUAACGAGAGUCCCAAACUGUCGCCGUUCUGCAAUCGCAUGCAAGAGAAAUGGGUAUCUUGAUAACAGCUACGACACGCUCAAUGGACUCAGACCCAAAAGCAAUUUGCUCUUCAAAUCGACGCUUAAGUUGCCCCAAAUGCGUGCAUUCCCAUUCGUGGAAAUGCCGACCAAUCGCCGUCUGAGUGUACACCCACUUCAACUUGCCUCGAACUGAGUGACGAAUUGCUGUGCACCCUGCUUCUUGAUCGUUUUUCACAUUUGCUUUUCCUUUAUAUUUAGUCGAGUUUGAUGAAGAGUACACGCAUAUGCUAGCUAGCUACUACGAAGCAAGGAGAACCACUCGGCUACUUAGACGUUCGGGCCGUACACCGACAGGUCGUUGCCAGGCAGGAUGAACUGCUUGAAGUUUUCCUUGAACGCCUUGGCCAGCUUGAGUGC